Molecule: messenger RNA, 3424 nt
Organism: Parasteatoda tepidariorum (common house spider)
Lineage: Eukaryota; Metazoa; Arthropoda; Arachnida; Araneae; Theridiidae
Gene: mGluR
Product: metabotropic Glutamate Receptor
Biological process (GO): G protein-coupled receptor signaling pathway
Cellular component (GO): membrane
Molecular function (GO): G protein-coupled receptor activity
Source: RefSeq, a predicted model, not a curated record
UUAAUUUUUUUCACCCAUUUAGAACAAUAAACACUUUUUUCGCGACAUUCUUUAAGUGCUGACACGUGUCCUAUUGUAAAAAAUUCUAUCCGGCCUCCAUAAUGAAUGUCUUUGACGACGAAAAACGAAAAAGUGUGGAAUUAGCAACCCUAAGUGCCGGGAUUGUCCGGAGAACGCAGGCGCAGGAAUAGCCGCUCGCUAGCCGAUCGGUACCGAAGGAAGAAACGGUGCUAGAUCCGACGUCACAACGCAACGGCCUCUCAAUCCUGCCAAGCGCGGCCGGACGUCCGGGAACUCUUUCUGCCGGCCCAUCUCACCACACUCAACACUCGCCAACGAGGAGGUAGUUUGAAGUCACCAGAGUUACCAAUCUGAAUUCAACCCCAUGCCACCUUCAAACCUCAAUAAAGUUUCCAAAUCCAGAAGGAUAUCCCUCCUUCGAUUUAGCCAAGACCCACUCCUCCACCUCACCCAGCGAUGACGACACCCACAACCUCGUUCAGAGGUGGCGGUUCCAACAGAAAGAUCCCAACUGGCCACCUCAUCGGAAUUGCCAGCCUCAUUCUAUUGUGCCUCGGAAUCAUACAUGGCAAGAAGGCGAUCCUAGAAGGAGACGUAAUGCUGGGGGGCCUUUUUCCCGUCCACCAAAAAGGUGUCAAGACCAAAUGUGGAGCCAUCUUCAAGGACAGGGGUGUUCAGCGCCUGGAAGCUAUGCUGUUUGCCUUGGAGAAGAUUAACAGGGAUCCCACGAUCCUGAAAGACAUCAAACUUGGGGCCAUCAUUCUGGAUACGUGUUCCAGUGAUAGUUAUGCCUUGAAUCAAUCUCUGGAGUUCAUCCGGGCCUCCAUAAACACUGUGGAUGUCACAACAUACGAGUGUGAGGACGGGUCAGCGCCCACCAUUAAAUUCUCGACCAAGCCCAUUACUGGUGUUGUGGGAGGAUCUUACAGUGAAGUGUCUCUGCAGGUGGCUAAUCUGCUAAGGUUAUUUAAGAUACCACAAAUAUCUCCUGCUUCCACUGGUACUUCGCUUAGUGAUAAAACGAGGUACGACUUUUUUGCACGUACAGUACCUCCAGAUACCUUCCAAGCCAUAGCUCUAGUAGACCUUGUACAAAGAUUCAACUGGUCAUAUGUGUCAUUAGUUUCAUCAGAGGGACAGUAUGGUGAUUCAGGCAUGACAGCGUUCCAAAAAGAAGCCAGAAGUCGUAACAUUUGCAUAGCUUUAAAUGAAAAAGUUCCUCACUCAGCUACAGAAGAAGUCUUUGAUUCCAUUUAUCAAAAUCUUUUGCAAAAAAUGAGUGCAAGGGGUGUAGUACUUUUCGCCAGAGCCGAAGAUGCCGCUGGUAUGUUGCGAGCUGCAAUGAGGGCCCAAAAACAUUAUUUCACUUGGGUCGCUAGUGAUGGUUGGGGCAAACAAGAAAAACUAGUAGAAGGAUUAGAACCUGCUGCAGAAGGUGCCAUUACUGUAGAACUAAAAUCGACUGAAAUUUCAGAAUUUAAUGACUAUAUGAAAAAUUUGACUCCAAUGACUAAUCAAAGAAAUCCGUGGUUUGAGGAGUAUUGGGAAAGCGUUUUUGCGUGCACACUUCCCAAAAAUGUAAAACCAGAUUCGAACUCAAGUGUGGUAGUCUGCUCUCCCAAUUUAAGAUUGGAAGAGAGCGUUGGCUUCAUGCAGGAGUCGAAAGUUCAGUUUGUGGUGGAUGCUGUGUAUGCUUUUGCUCACGCGUUUGAUAGUGUUUGGCGAGACUUGUGUGAGCCAAAGGGUGAAUUUUAUUGUAAUGAAAUGAGAACUUUAGAUGGAAGUAAACUGUAUCUAGAUUACAUUCUAAACGUGUCAUUCAUGGAUCUCGGAGGGAACCAGGUGAAGUUCGAUCGUCAAGGAGAUGGCUUGGGACGCUAUACCAUCUACAAUUACCAGUACAAUGAAAACACUAGUUCAUACUACUAUAAAGUCGUCGGUAAAUGGUUCGAUGGUUUACAUAUGGACCUCAAUGAUGUUAAGUGGCCGGCAGGAAAGCUAACAUCCUCAGUAUGCUCUCUUCCUUGUGGCACAGGUGAAAUCAAAAUAACACAAGCAGGUGACGUCUGUUGCUGGAUAUGUCAUCGCUGCGAUCCCUGGGAGUACGUACUAGAUGAAUUCACGUGCCUGGAUUGCGGCCACGGUAGGUGGCCAUAUGAACACAAGCAGAGCUGCUAUGAUCUGGUUCAGCAACACAUGCGUUUCGAUUCCCUCUUCGCCAUAGUUCCUAUGGCCAUAGCCACUUUCGGAAUGAUGCUCACAUUUUGGGUUAUGGUGGUGUUCUUCCGCAACAAUGACACCCCAAUCGUCAAGGCAGCAGGUCGAGAACUGAGCUACCUGCUGCUGACUGGUAUCAUGCUGUGUUACUUAAUGACAUUUGUGAUGCUCGCCAAGCCAACUCCCAUCACUUGCGGCUUCCAACGAUUCGGCAUAGGGUUCUCAUUCGCCAUAAUAUAUGCCUCUCUGCUCACCAAAACUAACCGAAUCUCGAGAAUCUUCGAGAGCGCCCGGCGAUCGGCCCGGAGACCCAGCUUUAUUAGUCCCAAGUCCCAGCUGGCCAUCGCCUCGGUGCUAAUAUCCGUCCAGGUGAUAGGAACAGCGGUGUGGUUUUUGCUUGAACCUCCGGGUAUCCGGCAAUAUUACCCGGAUGGGAAGAGGAAUCAAGUGAUUCUGAAAUGCAGCAUCCGGGACUCAUCUUUUCUUGUGUCGCUCAUCUAUAAUAUGUUGCUGAUAACCAUUUGCACGGUAUAUGCCGUCAAGACCAGAAAAAUACCAGAGAACUUUAAUGAAUCAAAGUUUAUCGGAUUUACAAUGUACACAACCUGUAUUAUAUGGCUCGCUUUUGUACCAAUAUACUUUGGAACAGGAAAUUCUUUUGAGGUGCAAAUAACCACUUUAUGCGUAUCAACGUCCCUUAGUGCGUACGUGGCACUUUUUUGUCUAUUCUCUCCAAAAGUCUAUAUAAUCAUCUUCCACCCUGACAAGAAUGUACGCAAACUCACCAUGAAUAGUGCCACUUACAAAAGGGCUCCCACUAGUAGCACCUGUGGCACUUCCGUCAACCAAGGAAACGGAAAAGGAACAACUGUGGAGCAAGUUAAAUUAAGUGUGCACAUGACGCCAUCGAGAGAACAAACUACGGAAACUGAUAAAGACAGUUUAGCCUCACUGUGAUGAUCAUGCUUCAUAAGUGCUGCACGUCUCCCUUUCCUUUACAGUUUUAAUUUCCUUUUUCACUCAAUGACUCAAGAACCCUUAACUCAGAUCCCUCAAUGACAGAUCCCUGAACUAGUUAAUUAUCGCACUUAUAUUAACCAGAAGACAACAUAAUUACGAAGCAAUCACUAUUAAAAUAAAAACAGCUUCAAACUAAGUAAAUGAUGAAAGCUGUUACAAACAUGAU